AAUCAGGCAUUACUUUCAUAGAUAUUUUAUAAAUUAAACUGUAACUACAUGGAAAUUGAUGUUUUCUCUUCACUUGUAUUAAGUUUGAAUCAAAGAAGGGAAGUUUAUGACUCUGUAUAAGCAGUAAUAUUUUAAUUGAAAUAUAAUUCACAUGCUGCAAAAUUCACCCCUUUAAUGUGUGGAAUUUAAUGGUUUUAAUAUAUUCACCAGGUUGUGCAUCCAUCACCAUAUAAAUAUUAAUUUACUAUAAAGUAGUCCAGGGAAUGUGGGUUUGGGAUAUCUAGCUCAAUAUAUUAACUUUUAAUUUUGGAAGAUACAGUAGAUCUUUUUGUUGAGCUGAUGAUUUAGAAGGUAAUUUAUCUCACCUGUAAAGUUUCUGUGGAGUUUAGAUGCAGAGUAAAUAGCAGAACACUAUUUAAAAAACUCGGAUCAAGAAAGCUUUAUCUUAUUUAUGAUCCUUUUCAGUAUAAAAUUAUUUUAUCCCUAAAAUAUAUCUACCAAUCUGAAUUUACAUGUUUACUUCUUAGAACUAUUUCCCUCUUGCUGCCAGGCUACUAUGAGACUAGAUCUUGAUGGAAAAUAGGAAUUGGGACCUUAUUAGAAUACUAGAUUUAUAAAUUUUCUUGUCCUCAUCUGUUACUGGUGAUCACUGCUGAACUUGCAACCACUAGUUCAGCUGUCUUUUGCUAGUCUUUAAUGAAAGUUUGUGAUCAUAUUUCAUACCUUGCUGUAGUGUUUAAUAUUCAGUGGUGUUUUCAGUGUUUACAAAGUAGCACUUUUGACAAUGCAGUCUUACCAUUUUAUUUUAAUUCUUCCCAUGUAUUUUUUGUUUCCUUUACAGUACUCUGUGCAAAAAACUUGGUGAAAAAGGAUUUUUUCCGACUUCCGGACCCAUUUGCUAAGGUGGUGGUUGAUGGAUCUGGGCAAUGCCAUUCUACAGAUACUGUGAAGAAUACACUUGAUCCAAAGUGGAAUCAGCAUUAUGACUUGUAUAUUGGAAAGUCUGAUUCAGUUACGAUCAGUGUGUGGAAUCACAAGAAGAUUCAUAAAAAACAAGGUGCUGGAUUUCUUGGUUGUGUGCGUCUUCUUUCCAAUGCCAUUAACCGCCUUAAAGACACUGGUUAUCAGAGGUUGGAUCUCUGCAAACUUGGGCCAAAUGACAAUGACACAGUUAGAGGACAGAUAGUAGUAAGUCUUCAGUCCAGAGACCGGAUAGGCACAGGAGGACAAGUUGUGGACUGCAGUCGUUUGUUUGAUAAUGAUUUACCAGAUGGCUGGGAAGAAAGGAGAACUGCCUCUGGAAGAAUCCAGUAUCUAAACCACAUAACCAGAACUACGCAAUGGGAACGCCCAACACGACCGGCAUCUGAAUAUUCUAGUCCUGGCAGACCUCUUAGCUGCUUUGUUGAUGAGAACACUCCAAUUAGUGGAACAAAUGGUGCAACAUGUGGACAGUCGUCAGAUCCCAGACUGGCAGAGAGGAGAGUCAGGUCACAACGACAUAGAAAUUACAUGAGCAGGACACAUUUACAUACUCCUCCAGACCUACCAGAAGGCUAUGAACAGAGGACAACUCAACAAGGUCAGGUGUAUUUCUUGCAUACUCAGACUGGUGUGAGCACAUGGCAUGAUCCAAGAGUGCCUAGGGAUCUUAGCAACAUCAAUUGUGAAGAGCUUGGUCCAUUGCCUCCUGGAUGGGAGAUCCGUAAUACGGCCACAGGCAGAGUUUAUUUUGUUGACCAUAACAACAGAACAACACAAUUUACAGAUCCUCGGCUCUCUGCUAACUUGCAUUUAGUUUUAAAUCGGCAGAACCAGUUGAAAGACCAGCAGCAACAGCAAGUGGUGUCCUUAUGCCCUGAUGACACAGAGUGCCUGACAGUGCCACGGUACAAGCGAGACCUGGUUCAGAAACUAAAAAUUUUGCGACAAGAACUUUCCCAACAGCAGCCUCAGGCUGGCCAUUGCCGCAUUGAGGUUUCCAGGGAAGAGAUUUUUGAGGAGUCAUAUCGACAGGUCAUGAAAAUGAGACCAAAAGAUCUCUGGAAGCGAUUAAUGAUAAAGUUCCGUGGAGAAGAAGGUCUUGACUACGGAGGGGUCGCCAGGGAGUGGUUAUAUCUCUUGUCACAUGAAAUGUUGAAUCCAUACUAUGGCCUCUUCCAGUAUUCAAGGGAUGAUAUCUAUACACUGCAGAUCAAUCCUGAUUCUGCAGUUAACCCGGAACACUUAUCAUAUUUCCACUUCGUUGGACGAAUAAUGGGAAUGGCUGUGUUUCAUGGACAUUAUAUCGAUGGUGGUUUCACAUUGCCUUUUUAUAAACAGUUGCUUGGGAAGUCAAUUACUUUGGAUGACAUGGAGUUAGUCGAUCCAGAUCUUCAUAACAGUUUAGUGUGGAUACUUGAGAAUGAUAUUACAGGUGUUUUGGAUCAUACCUUCUGUGUUGAACAUAAUGCAUAUGGGGAAAUUAUCCAGCAUGAACUUAAACCAAAUGGCAAGAGUAUUCCUGUUACCGAAGAAAAUAAAAAGGAGUAUGUUAGGCUAUAUGUGAACUGGAGGUUUUUACGAGGCAUCGAGGCGCAAUUCCUGGCUCUGCAGAAAGGAUUUAAUGAAGUAAUUCCACAGCAUCUGCUGAAGACAUUUGAUGAGAAGGAGUUAGAGCUCAUUAUUUGCGGACUUGGAAAGAUAGAUGUUAAUGACUGGAAGGUAAACACCCGGUUAAAACACUGCACACCGGACAGCAAUGUCGUCAAGUGGUUCUGGAAAGCUGUGGAGUUAUUCGAUGAAGAGAGACGAGCACGGUUACUUCAGUUCGUGACAGGCUCGUCGAGAGUGCCUCUGCAAGGCUUCAAAGCCUUACAAGGUGCUGCAGGCCCACGACUCUUCACCAUCCACCAGAUUGAUGCCUGCACGAACAACCUGCCCAAAGCGCACACGUGCUUCAACCGAAUAGACAUUCCGCCUUAUGAAAGCUAUGAAAAGUUAUAUGAAAAGCUGCUAACAGCCAUCGAAGAAACAUGUGGAUUUGCUGUGGAAUGACAGACUUCAAGGAUUUACCCAGGACUCUAUUUAUACCCCUGACAGCCUCCUUUCAGCAGAGUUUCAAGGAAUGCUGAAAUACAGGAAAAUGCUCCUCCCCUUUGAAAUUUUAGGACACUGUGAGGGGAAAGGACAAUUUUGAAAUUCCUUUUCAAGGAAAAAAAAAAGGUCUUUAUGCUUUGCCAUGAGGCCACAUUCAGCUGCUAUUUAAAAUUAAUAUCUUGAACCUAAAGAAUGCUGACUUUUCCUACAUUUCCAGAGUUAGGCAGUAUUCUACACUUAAAGACUACUACUAUUUUUAUAAAAGGUAACCUAUUCAAAUCGCUUCACAGAUUUCAAGUCUCUGAAACAUCAAGACAACUUCAGCAGUCGGUACAAGUCACAUUUCAUUUUGAUUGAAUACAUGAUUUUGAAUAGCUCCUGUACUCGCUCUUUGUAAAAAAAAAAUGAAAUAAAAUUAUUUUGAAUUAUCCUAUCUUUGUAACCAAUUGGCUAAAAGAAUCAUUAUCUUUAAAAAAAUCAAGCCAUUUACACAUUUAAUUACAUUUUUCUAUAGCAAAGCAUUAUAUUUUAAAAGUAUUAUAUGUUUCAACCUAGCCUAAGUGAGUGUUUUCUAUAUUUUUCAAGCACAAGUUACCUGGAAUACAGCUAUAUAAUUUUGGUUGUCAGAUUCCUAAUGCAACCAUUUAGUCUAAACUUAGUAGCUUAUUUGCUACGAUAAGAUGCCUUCAGGGGCUCCGUGUUUUUACAAGACUUUAAAAAACCCUAAUUUUUUAUCUUGAAUCAAUAUGACCAGGUGUUUUGGACUUACUUUUCAUUUUAAAUGGAUAUCCUGCAUUUUUAUAGCUUCUCAGAUCAUAUGGAUGGGAUGGAAUUUUAACUCUUUUGCUGGAUCAACUUAUCUUUAAUAUAUAUACUAUUUCUGGAAACCAAAGUCUCCUCUGACAAAGUACACCUAAUUUAUAUUAUAUUUUAAUUAUGGUGUGAGUUUCUAUCAAGUAAACCAUCCUAAAUCUUUAUUUGCAAUAUUUUAAUCAGCUAAAAUUAUGAAAAAGGAAAAAAAUUGCUCUAAAGACUAUUUAACAAACUUAGAAAACCCUGCUUUUACCUAACAAAAAUAAAGUGGGGGUGGUGGGACAGGGGAUGUGAUUAUAAAGAAAGGGUGAUUCUAACUAUAUGGUAUUAAUUACUUUAAAACUGAAGAAUGAAUUUUGGAAGUGAGGGAAUGCCAUUUUCCUUGGUUUUAAAGCUCAGCAUCUGAUUUUGAAAUAUUCAGAUUUAGCUUUCAAGGUGUGUGGCAUGUUGCAUGAUACAGAAGGCAGCAAAAUUCUGGAAUGAUGAAUUGGAAAAAUCUGAAAUCAUGGGUGGGUUUUUAAAUUCAGUCAUGAGAAAUCUGCACUGUUUUUUUUACAUUGAUGUGAAAUCAAGAAUAGCAAAUUUUGAUGAUACAGCUUUGUUUAAAUUUUAUGGCUUAAUUAUUAAGUCAGUAAUAGGCCUAUGUGUUCUUUAUUUUGAUGGACUGGUUUUUAGUCUGUGUUCUUGAAGCCACGGGGUUCCUCAGGUGCCUCAGAAUCAGUGGUUUGUGAGAGGAGGGACAGAGGGAGGGAGGGGAAAGGACUAGUUGGUAUUCAGCAGGGGCCUCUAACUCCCCACCCUGCCCUAUUUACCCAGAGCAGCUCCAGUUUUUGUCUUUUAUGUAUUGGAAUUCCAAGUAAGCAUUCACAUGGUUGGGAGAGGGGAGGGUAAAAGAAGGGGACAUUUGCCGCUUAAAAAAAGUUGAUAACUACUUGCGUUGUUUCUAAGAAUUUAAAUUUGUUUCAUUCAGCCAAAUUUGACUGCUCCAUGCGAGCUAGUUAUAGUCUAACUGUGCAGUAAUAAUGUGCUUUUGCCUGCCUUUUUCUUCCCACUUGUGUUUUCCUACCAUAUUCUUAGUAGCAUUGAAGAACAUCUUGAAAUGUACAGAAACGGUGUGCACACUGUUUGACAUCAGUAGUUUCAGUUCUCACAGUAGUACCUUGCUGGUCACAGGUCUUCUCUCUCUGAUACUACAGGACUAGUGCAGUGCAACUGUACCUGUCUUAGAAGCUUUCAGUGAAAAGUCAGCCCGCACACACUUGAAAGGAAUCAUUAACUGACAGAGGCAGUACUGACGAAACGCUCUAUCAUAAUGUACAGUAUCAAGCAGGCAAAUACCAUCGCUUUCUGAGUGCCUUUUUAAACUUUAUAAAAAUGAUUUAAUAGAGCUUUAAGAAAAAUGAAUUACCUACUAGUCUGUGGUUUCACCAACAUUAUUUAUAAAAAUAUGUUUAGAUUUCAUUUUCAAAAGUAUGUUACCUGAUUACUUCCAAAAAGGUGCUAAGCAAACAAAACCCCCCAAUGUGUCAUUGAGCUUUGGACUUGCACCUCAUGUUUAAUGUGAAUAUUUAUUUCCACAUGUCCCUCUUAACUGGGUUUUUUUUUCUAGUCCUUCCUGUAGUUGUGUUAUUUCAGAUACGUGAUGUUGCAUAUCCAUACAUUGCCUUUCCGUCAUGCAUACUUAAUUGUGAACAGUGGUUACUUUGUAGAGAUCAUACGGCAGUACAGAGGUGAGUUUUAUUUCGAGGGUCUGAUUUCUUGGUGGAAUGAGUUUUUAAAUAGUGCCGUGUAUAGUGUACAUUUUGUUUUGCACAUAGUUUGUUGCCCUGAAUGGGUUUUCUUUUUACCAAGUCAUUGUUUUUUCUUGCAUUUACAGUCCAGAGCACAAGUUUCCUUUCUUUUAAAUACAGUCUAAUUUGCUUUAUUUUACAACACUAAGUCUGCUUUGAACUUCUGGUGCAUUGAACUGAUUGCUUUGACGGGAGUUAGAGGCUGCUCCAGCCAUCACUUCGGUUGGACAGAGCAGCUCCUCCUGCUUGUCCGUCAGCUGCAGCACCCAGUCCGCGGGGCCAUUCGUGGUAUUUACCCUUCUUAUGUUAGGAUGAUGACUGUACCAAAUGCUGAGUUGUUUUGUUUGUAGAUGUAAUUAGUUCACUUAAUGUAAUAUUCUCUCAAACUGACUUUAAAAACAAAGUUUUAUCAUUUUCAUUGUUAUUUGUAUUUAUUACAGAGUGUUUUAGCUUUGAUAUUCUUUGUAUUUUCACUCAGUUGUUACAUGAGCUUUAUCAAUAACAUCUGUAUAAAUGGUUUUUAAAAAUUAACUAUGUAUUGCCCAUGCCGAAGUUGAGCAAUAAAAUGAAUGCUGUUUGCACUGUCACAGCAUCAAAGUUUUUAAAGAA
Molecule: messenger RNA, 6290 nt
Organism: Phyllostomus discolor (pale spear-nosed bat)
Lineage: Eukaryota; Metazoa; Chordata; Mammalia; Chiroptera; Phyllostomidae
Gene: SMURF2
Product: SMAD specific E3 ubiquitin protein ligase 2
Exons: 18
Coding region: 697-3036 (779 amino acids)
Biological process (GO): negative regulation of BMP signaling pathway; ubiquitin-dependent protein catabolic process
Molecular function (GO): protein binding; ubiquitin protein ligase activity
Source: RefSeq, a predicted model, not a curated record